AAUAAAUUUGCUAAGGAUACAUUAUUUUGCAUCAAUAGCAAAUUAACGUGAUUCUUAGGACAAAUAUACUCAACAAAUUUUUUUUAUCCUGGCAACAAAAUCUCUUCCACUCUGAUAACAAGUAAUUUGUAAAAUUAGUUACAUCAACUAAGUUUUUUUGAUGUCAACUAAGUUUUUUUGACGUCAACUAAGUUUUUUUGACGUCAACUAAGUUUUUUUUAUGUCACUACGAAUAUGCAGUAGCAACGACGAUUUUGCUAAAAGAGCAAAAUUAUUGUUCUCCGUGAGGCGAAUAUCUUGAAGGAAACUUUACUAAUCUCUUACGCGUGAAGUAACAAUUUCGCAGAAUUGCACAAGCUUAAUACGCUAAUAAGAUACGAGUAUUAUGCGUGAAUGUGCAUGUGUGUGUAUGUGUGAGAUAACCAAUAUUGAAAAUAAAAAAAGAGUAUCCUCACAACGGACUCGCGGUAUAAUAUGUGCUACUUUUCUAUGCUGCUCUUCUCGUACUGUCUACACACGUCUCGUUAGUCACACGAUUGUUUGGGAUUCUUUUUUUCUUUUUUAACAUUUGCUAAAGCACGUAACGAGAAUAGAUGGCUCGUAUGCUCGUCCUGUGCCGCGAGACAAUAACGAAUCUCGCUCGAAGAGGAUGGGAGUGGCAUUCACCGUUCGGCCGCCGCGGCACCUGCGGUAUAAAAGCAACCUCCGUCGCCGCGCGUUCAGUUUUGUCUCGGAGCGACCGAUCGUGAAACGAUACUUUCGACAUGCGGCUUCACGCGAUAGCACUGGGCGCGUUGCUCGUGGCGGGUAUUGUCUCGGCGUAUCCGCAGAAGGACGGGCAGAUCUUCAGUAACGAGGCGAUACGGCAGGCUCAGAACACCUACCUGAUCCCCAAGGACGCAACUAUACAGAAGGUCCAAGAAGGCAUCGAACUCGCCGCCUACGAAUCGAUCCCCGGCGACCAGAGGAUCAAUCUCUUCGAGAUCCUGGGCGAGCACGUGCCACCAGAAGUGGUGAACAAUCUACAGAGCCAGAUCGAUCAGAUCGGUCGAAACUGAGCCGUCCUUACUGUACAAUCGUCGGCGUCGUCGUCAUCGUCGUCAUCGUCAUCGUCGUGUAAAAAUAAUCAUACUCCGAGCUCCUUGCGACUAUCUAUCGAUAGAAAUAUUUAUGAACGAACGUUCCCUUCGUACUUUGCACCUUGCGCUUAUUGUACCUUUUCAAAGUUUCUCGAUGUAGAAUGACUUUCCACUUUUCGUAAAUAAACGUGAGUAAAAGAGCA
Odontomachus brunneus is the source of this 1282-nucleotide messenger RNA. RefSeq lists its product as uncharacterized. The transcript is spliced from 2 exons. Lineage: Eukaryota; Metazoa; Arthropoda; Insecta; Hymenoptera; Formicidae. Bases 765 to 1058 code for a protein of 97 amino acids. The record is from RefSeq and is a predicted model, not a curated record.